AGCAGGCGCGCCGUUAUGAUCGAUGACUCUCGCUUGUUUAUUAAUGCCUGUGGAAGCGGUGACGUAAUUUUGACAGUGAAGUCUCGCUGUUUGAUUCGUACUCGUAAUCAGGACUUCGUGUCCGUGGAGAAACUGUAAUUCGUGUUUGUAAAGUACACCCAUCGUAAAUGUAUCAGUCAUAAACAAACAGAAAAACAAAAUGUCGUAUCUGUGUCUGUUCUAAUCGCAGAUUUUGGAAUUGCAGCCUCGUAAAAUUACGAGUACGCUCCGUUUUCCUUUACGAUUUUAUAAUUACGGAUGCGUGAAUUUUAUUUACGCACGAAAUAUUAAUGACAGUGAUUUUAUCACGAAAUAUUAAUGACAGUGAUUUUAUUCCAUAUGCACACAGCUGGACAUGCGGUGCGUUCAAGCCCUGUGCCAGACCACAUUGGUUUGAAUGCAAAACACAUGUCAGGCCACAUCAGGAAUAAUAAUCAGUUGCCUUCGCAUGCAAAAAGAGUUGCUUUUUCUUCAGAUGAAACUCUGCGCACCCAGACCUGGCAUCAUAGGACAUCACCAACUGGAACAAAUACACCUGUACCAUUAAAAACAUCAGAAAUCUCAAGAGCACCACAACACCAUAAGAUUACCAGCCAACCAGUGCCAAAACGACCAUCACCCAUUACAGCUACUGGAAAACCAGCCACAUCUGAGGAGAAACCGCAUGCUAAACCUCAACCUAUUAGUAAUGCUACUAAUCAAUCUAAACUUUCCCCAAGUUUAGAUGCACCUUCAGCAUCUGUUAAUGUCAGGGAUGUUAGAAAUCCUCUUAUCCGAGUUGAAGCAAGAGGAGGUGAGAGUAUGACUGACGAUGAACCAACGUAUCUUCAAGCAAACAGAAACUCUUUCUAUAAUCUGCUACCGUAUGGAAAUACCAAUAGAUCUCCUCAGAGAGAAACGAGUCACGGUACAAGGGAUUUCCUUAACGGACUACCUGAUCUCGUUCCUGAUCCAUACUAUAUCCAAGCAGCAUCUUAUAUACAAAGAGUGCAGAUGUACACAUUAAGAUGUGCCGCAGAGGAGAACUGCCUUUCCAGUUCAGCGUACAGCUCGAGGGUGAGGGACCUUGAUUACAGAGUGCUUCUCCGAUUUCCUCAGAGAGUUAAAAAUCAAGGCACAGCUGAUUUUCUCCCUGUGAAACCACAUUAUGAUUGGGAAUGGCACAGCUGCCAUCAGCAUUAUCAUAGCAUGGAUGCCUUCAGCAAUUAUGACCUUCUGGAUGCUGCUACGGGCAGAAAAGUGGCUGAGGGUCAUAAAGCCAGUUUCUGUCUAGAAGAUACCAGCUGUGAUCCAGGAAUGAGGAGAAGAUAUGCAUGCACAGCUCACACACAGGGAUUGGGGCCAGGCUGCUAUGACACCUACAAUGCUAACAUCGACUGCCAAUGGAUUGAUAUUACAGACGUUUCUCCUGGAGAUUAUAUCCUGAAGGUAACGGUAAACCCAGGUUUCCAAGUGCAGGAGUCGGACUUUUCCAAUAACGUUGUUAGAUGUGAUAUCAGAUACACAGGAUUGUACGUCCAAACAAAUAACUGUAGGAUCACCGGAUACUGAUCUACUGUAUUCAACGAAACCUCCAGUGGUGCUGUAAGCUGAAAUCCUCCAAACAUAUUCAGAAUCACAUUGCGAUGGAUUUCUAAAAACAAACCUAAAAGCUGACCUUUCUGCAGUGCAAAAACAAUUCGGUGGACACGUACCAUAAAGGAAAAUUAAUUUAGUGAAAAGUGCUAAACAAGCAAACGAACUGAAUUGAAGCUAUAAGCACACUCAAAAAUGCUAUAUGAUGUAUAGCUUCUUAUUUAUUGACCUCUUAUAAUUUAUACAAAUAUUUUUAUAUACAUUUGAUUUGUUUUCUAGCAUUGCAAAUAAAUAUGUUUUGAUCAAGAAAGUUUUGUUUCAAAAUGACAUAUGCCAUUAAGGUCUGCAUGAAAUCAAAAUUUAUAAUAUUUAUUUCAACACAAUCCCACGGCAAUUCAUAACAUAUUGAUUUAGUGGCUAAUUUGUAUGAAUUCGUACAAUCUCAUUUGUACAAUUUAGUUUGAUUAGCUCAUCCCCCAAUGACGAUUGGGUUUAGGGGCGGGGUUUGGUGUCACGCCUCCUUGUUAAAAGCGUACAUAUUAAUUUGUAUGAAUUUGCCACUAAAUUGACAAAACGUAAAAAGUUACGUGUCCUCGUGGGAUUAGGCUGAUUUAUUUAGCUAUCACACAUUGGUAGUCUUAAAGUAAACAAUUAAUCUGUGCAAUUUCAUCUAGUGAAAAACCAACCAAUUUUGUUUUGGUAAUGGCAAUCCUUCUCUGAUUAUGUCAGUUUGACGGAUUGGGUGAAAUACAGUAUGCUUAGCCAUGCCCCUCCAACAAGUGCACGAAAACGAACCCUGCCCCCUAUUCAGUAUUCUGUUUCAGUUGGAAACACAUCAUCAUAUUGAAAUAGAAGUCUGCAACAACUUCUGGUUCAUUCUGACUUUCUGACUCACCAGAUUUUUUUGUGCUCCAUUAAUUUAGUCAUAAAUAGUAUUUACUGCAAGAGAAUGGUUUUUUUAAAUCCACCGGUUCAUGUAUUCUCCAGAUCUUCUAAAGUAAUUCUGGUCACGGCUCAAAUAAAAAAGGGUCUGCAGGGUAAAAUCAACACAGUCUGACAUCAGAGUCAGGAAAGUUCAGUUUGCUCAAGAUCUCAAACAUGCUGAGAGUGCAACUUAGUUUCGGGAAAACAUUCCCUGCUGUCCAAACAUUUACAGUUACACAAGAAAGAAACAUUUCUGAGGCGCUGUGAACAGAAACACAGUCAUAUGAACACAACUCUUAUGGAGAAAAUGUAGAAGGGUAUUUUAAAAUCUGAGCCAAAUGUGAUGUGAAUAUUAAUUAUCGCACCUGUGUUGUGGAGAAAUUUGAUUCAAAUGUAUUUUGCAUGAUCCAAAAUAAAGAGGAAAACUCACAAGCGGGUUACUGUAAAUCAUAUACAAGAUACUCAUUGAGGAGUGUUAAGGCUUAGGAAAAACUAACAUGCUGAUGGUAAAGGAUGUUUGGAGAAGUGAAAACGAGUGUAAUAAAUGGAGGAUUACUUAAUUGCCCACUUCAGAUUCACAUUGAAUAAUACUAGUGUGUAGAAUAUUAUUAAUUAGAAUAAUAUUAUUAAGUGAGCUUUCUGGUUUCCAAUUUAUAUAAAUGGAAAAAAAUGACCAAGCUCAGAAGUAAAUAUAUUUGUAUAUUUUACCCUAA
Messenger RNA from Danio aesculapii, 3251 nucleotides. It is a transcript of the gene loxl5a, whose product is annotated as lysyl oxidase-like 5a. The record is from RefSeq and is a predicted model, not a curated record. Bases 358 to 1590 code for a protein of 410 amino acids. The transcript is spliced from 7 exons. NCBI's taxonomy places the organism in Eukaryota, Metazoa, Chordata, Actinopteri, Cypriniformes, Danionidae. Gene Ontology annotation, molecular function: copper ion binding; protein-lysine 6-oxidase activity. Gene Ontology annotation, biological process: peptidyl-lysine oxidation.